ACUCUUCUCUCUCACUCACUCACUCACUGCGAGCCUGCAGCAGAGUUGGUUGUUUUUAGUUCGUUGGUUGGUUGGUUGGGGUUUUUUCGCAUUGGAGGAUCUGCUUUAGAGCGAAAUUCUAAUGGCGAUUCGCCUUUCUUCUUCCUUUACUCUUCUGGUUAUCUUUUGCUUCUUCACUAUUCCUCUGUUUCUCUGCAAUGGCUUCCCUGACCAACCCACCGGUCAACAUCAUCACCACCCUCGUUUUACCAGACAAAAUUAUAGAGACGCUCUGACCAAAUCUAUUAUCUUCUUCGAAGGGCAGAGGUCAGGGAGACUGCCAGCUAACCAGAGGGUCACAUGGCGGAGAAACUCUGGUCUCUCCGAUGGUUCCGCUAUGCAUGUUGAUUUGGUGGGAGGCUACUAUGAUGCAGGGGACAACGUGAAGUUUGGCUUCCCCAUGGCCUUCACCACGACCAUGCUUUCAUGGAGUGUGCUUGAGUUCGGCGGAUUGAUGAAAGGCGAGUUGCAGAACGCGAGACAGGCGAUUCGUUGGGCGACUGAUUACCUCCUCAAAGCCACCGCUCAUCCAGACACCAUUUACGUUCAGGUAGGUGAUGCGAGCAAGGACCACGCCUGUUGGGAAAGGCCGGAGGACAUGGAUACGCCGAGAAGCGUGUUCAAAGUUGACAGAAACUCGCCUGGUUCGGAUGUGGCGGGUGAGACGGCGGCAGCACUUGCGGCGGCUUCUUUGGUUUUUAGAAGAAGUGAUCCAACUUACUCCAAGAUUUUGAUAAGAAGAGCCAUGAGGGUGUUUCAGUUUGCUGACAAGUACAGAGGAGCUUACAGCAAUGGGUUGAAUAAAUUUGUUUGCCCAUACUACUGCUCUUACUCUGGUUAUGAGGAUGAGCUGCUUUGGGGAGCUGCUUGGCUGCACCGGGCCACCAAGAAUCCAACCUACCUCAACUACAUUGAAGUGAAUGGCCAGACACUGGGAGCUGCUGAGUAUGACAACACCUUUGGGUGGGAUAACAAGCAUGUUGGGGCUAGGAUUCUUCUCUCCAAGGCAUUUCUUGUCCAGAAAGUAAGAUCCCUCCAUGAUUACAAAGGCCAUGCAGAUAAUUUUAUCUGUUCCCUAAUUCCAGGAGCUCCUUUCUCUUCUACCAAAUACACCCCAGGUGGGCUCCUUUUCAAGAUGAGUGAUAGCAACAUGCAGUAUGUCACCUCUUCUUCUUUCUUGCUACUAACCUACGCCAAGUACUUGACCUCCGCUCGUACCCUUGUUAAUUGUGGUGGUACCGUCGUUACCCCUAAGAGGCUUAGGUCCAUUGCCAAGAAGCAGGUGGAUUACUUGCUAGGAGACAAUCCAUUGAAGAUGUCCUACAUGGUGGGGUAUGGUCGUCGGUACCCACAAAGAAUUCACCACAGGGGCGCAUCAUUACCGUCGAUUGCGGUUCACCCAGCCAAGAUCCAGUGCUCAGCAGGCUUCAGCGCCAUGAAAUCUCAAUCCCCAAAUCCAAACGUUCAUGUGGGGGCAAUUGUUGGUGGGCCAGACCAGUAUGAUAGGUUCCCUGAUCAACGGUCGGAUUAUGAGCAAUCAGAACCAGCCACGUAUAUUAACGCACCACUCGUAGGUGCACUGGCUUAUCUCGCUCACUCAUUUGGCCAACUCUAGGGCCUUCCCUUAUAUUAUUAGUUGUUAAGCUCUGGUUGGUUUACUUUUUAAUUUUUUAAGCGUUAAGAGGUGUUUUUAUAUUUGUCUGCAAGUGCACGAGGCAACAGGGUCGAGGCCUAAAGCGGCUCGAGCUUCCAAGCCUUGAAAGCACAAUGGUCUAGAGGGAUAGAUGGGCUUAUUAAUUAUUAUUAUUAGUAUCAGUAUUAUAUAUACCGUUGUAAACAGCUUUAAGAUCCGUGGACCGUUCGAGGAACGGCGUUCAUGUAUUGUUGGUGACUAAAUGUCUCACAUAACAUGACUUGUGUGCUCCAA
Molecule: messenger RNA, 1966 nt
Organism: Carica papaya (papaya)
Lineage: Eukaryota; Viridiplantae; Streptophyta; Magnoliopsida; Brassicales; Caricaceae
Gene: GH9B13
Product: glycosyl hydrolase 9B13
Biological process (GO): carbohydrate metabolic process
Molecular function (GO): hydrolase activity, hydrolyzing O-glycosyl compounds
Source: RefSeq, a predicted model, not a curated record